Penicillium vulpinum is the source of this 2322-nucleotide messenger RNA. Its product is annotated as OPT family oligopeptide transporter. The transcript is spliced from 7 exons. The record is from RefSeq and is a predicted model, not a curated record. NCBI's taxonomy places the organism in Eukaryota, Fungi, Ascomycota, Eurotiomycetes, Eurotiales, Aspergillaceae. The coding region runs from base 1 to 2322 and encodes 773 amino acids. Gene Ontology annotation, molecular function: oligopeptide transmembrane transporter activity. Gene Ontology annotation, biological process: transmembrane transport.
AUGUCACCAAGUAUGUCCGAGUCGCCUGUAGAGACAAGCGAUAUCUCGGUGGCUAGCCGGGAAGCCAUCGGUGAAAAGACUGCUGUCACUGUGCUUGCUACUAAAGAUGAGCAUGCACUCAGCGACGAUGACCUCGGCAACAACCCGGACGCGGUUAUUGUCACCGGUGCAGACGCAGCUAUUCAUCUGCUGCCUCUUCGAGAUGACUUCGACACGGUGUUGACCUUUCGCAGUAUAUUACUUGCUUCCGGCCUCGCAUGUUUCCAGGCUGUGAUGAACCAGAUUUAUCAGUUCAAACCGACCCUUGUCACGAUUCAGGGAACCUUCAUCGUGCUGAUCUCUUACUUCGUCGGCAAUGCUUGGGCCAAAUUUCUUCCCCGUGGCGACAAAUUUGAAGCUCGCUGGAGGGCGAAAAACGGCCAGGGAAAACUUCCUUUGUGGAUCACGGUGAUGAAGUUUUUCAAUAACGGGCCAUGGACUUUGAAAGAGCACGCAAUUUGUUCAAUCACUGCUACGUCGGCCUCGAAUGCUGCUCCUAGCUCGACGGUAUUUGCAGCACAGGACCUAUUCUACAAUCUUCCCUUGAACGCAGGCACUGUGAUAUUGAGUACUAUCUCUAUCGGCCUAUUUGGCUACGGGAUCUGCGGCAUCAUGCGUCCUAUCGCUGUCUGGCACAUUGAGGCCGUCUACUGGGGCACUUUGCCUACCGUUAAGACUCUCCAAGGACUCCAUUGGCAGCAAGUGAAAAACUCGAAGCCACUUAGGUAUUUCUGGAUUGCCUUCAGUGGUAUGGGAUUAUACGAGAUCAUUCCUGCCUACAUCUUCCCGUGGCUCAAUUCUGUUUCCAUUCCGUGCCUGGCUUCACAAAAGGCAACCGGUGAAACUGCUUCUGUGCUCAACAAUGUCUUUGGUGGGGCCACCAACAACCAGGGUCUUGGUCUCUUCUCGGUUACGUUUGAUUGGCAAUAUAUCACAUCUUUCCAAACUUCUCUCCCUCUGAAACUACAAAUUCAUCAGGUCUUAGGGUUUGGUGCCUGUUUUAUUGCCAUGAUGGGCAUAUAUUAUGGCAAUGGCUGGAAUGCAAGAUCGCUCCCAUUCAUGUCGACGAGAAUGCUUAUGAACAACGGCACUGCAUACCCCGUGGGCGAUGUCUUCCCCGGCGGUGUCCUCAGCGAGACCGCCUUGAAGGAAUACGGCUUGCCAAGACUCACUGGAACCUUCGCAUAUGGAAUGUUCAUGGCCAACGCAGCAAUCGGUGCCCUGAUCGCUCAUUGCAUCCUGUUCUGGGGCAAGGAUAUCUGGCAGGCUUAUAAAAGUGCGAGAGAAGGUAGAUAUGAUGAUCGCCACCAUGCGCACAUGGUCAAGCAUUACAAAGAGGCUCCAUGGUGGUGGUACAUUAUCGUGCUUGUUGGCAGCUUUAUUCUCGGUAUAAUUGUCACCGUGAAAGAAAACAUUACCUUGACGGUUUGGGCAUAUGUUAUCGCACUGGUGCUAGGAUGCAUCAUCGCCCCCUUUAGUACAAUCCUCUUUUCCCGCUUCGGUAACGGUAUUGCUACCAACAAUUUGUCAAAAAUGCUGGCUGGACUCAUCCUUCCUGGUCGUCCGAUCGGUAACAUGUACUUUGCUACUUGGUCACACAACGUCAUUACAAAUGCGGUCAAUCUUUCCAAUGAUCUGAAGAUGGGCGAAUACCUCAAAAUCCCUCCACGUAUUAUGUUCUUGACACAAAUAUAUGGUACAAUUCUUGGUGGCUUCAUCAACUACGCCAUUAUGAUCUCUAUUGUGUCAGGUAAUCGGGACCUUCUCGUGGAUGGCAAUGGAAACUCGUCGUGGAGUGGUGCAACUAUCCAAUCUUACAACACCAAUGCCGCAUCAUGGGCUCUGGCUCCCUAUAUCUAUAAGGCCGGGACUCCAUAUGGGGCUAUUCCUAUUGGUCUCGCCGUUGGCGCUGGUGCUGUGGUCAUUCAUCGUAUCAUUUAUCAAUUUGUACCCAAAGUUGGAAAAUUCGACCUCUCGGAGAUCAAUAUGCCGCAGUUUAUCCAAUAUGCCGGUUAUCUUCCAUCCAACCAAAGUCAGACCUGUGUCAUCUUCUCCUGGGUCAUCGCCGGGUUCUAUGUGCAAUACUAUCUUCGAAACUACAAGCCACGGAUUUUCAGGGACUACUCCUAUCUGAUUGCAGGAGCCUUUGAUGGAGCUAGUCUGACGGUUCUCUUCAUCCUCUCAUUUGCUGUCUUCGGAGCUGGUGGAGUUGGGCACCCCUUCCCAUCGUGGUGGGGAAACAACGUGAACGGGAACUACGAUUGGUGCCCGGUACCAGAGUAG